AUGAUAUCGGAGGUGGUUGAUGCAAGAGCGCGGUAUUAUGCCUCAGUUGAAGAUUUCGUGACGGUGACUUACUUUUUCACGCUCCAUGAGAUGAGAUUAGUUCAAAGGAAGGUGCAGAAACUUCCAGCUCAACAUAUCUCCCACCAAUAUCGCCAUAACCAUCAGCUUUUUACUGAAGACCAUAGAAAGACGAUGGCUUUCCUCCCCAUGAUAGUUCUGUUUCUCCUAGCCGCUAGCUGCGCGAACGCCGGCAGAGUUGGGCCAGUUCCUCCGGGCCUAAUGGCCCGUCUACAGGCAGACGAGGCAGGGCAAUGCUGGGAUGCACUGAUGGAGCUACGGUCGUGCACCGGAGAAGUCAUACUCUUCUUUCUAAACGGAGAGACGUAUUUGGGCCCAAGUUGCUGCAGGGCUAUUCUUGUCAUAGAGAAGCGAUGCUGGGCCGCCGACGCUUUGCUCACCGCAUUGGGUUUCACCGCGCAGGAGGGAGAUGUCCUUCGCGGAUACUGUGACGCCGCCGAAGAAGCACCUCCGGCAGCAUCGCCGCCACCGCCUGCUGCUUCUAGCCCCAGUAUUAUUAAUUAG
Molecule: messenger RNA, 582 nt
Organism: Dendrobium catenatum
Lineage: Eukaryota; Viridiplantae; Streptophyta; Magnoliopsida; Asparagales; Orchidaceae
Product: egg cell-secreted protein 1.4-like
Biological process (GO): double fertilization forming a zygote and endosperm
Source: RefSeq, a predicted model, not a curated record